Molecule: messenger RNA, 5942 nt
Organism: Portunus trituberculatus (swimming crab)
Lineage: Eukaryota; Metazoa; Arthropoda; Malacostraca; Decapoda; Portunidae
Product: mediator of DNA damage checkpoint protein 1-like
Exons: 2
Coding region: 135-4301 (1388 amino acids)
Source: RefSeq, a predicted model, not a curated record
CCUCCUACAGUGUACGGCGUGAAGACUUUCGCGCAGGUGCCCUUGUGACGUUACGGGGUCACCGAGGGUAUAUAAGGAGCCCCAUCAGGCCGGGUGUGGCAGUUGUGUUGUGUCCGUGACGCGACGCAGACGUCAUGAGGUUAUCCCUCCUGAUAUUACUGUUGGUGGCCCUUGCGGUCGGCCAGGAAGACAGGAGACAGAGGGCUCGCGAAAAAUUCCUCGAGUUAGCCAACAGAGCAAGAAAUGGAGACGCGGAAGCACAGCAGGAGCUACUCGCUCGCCGCCGUUUCCGGACACCAUCGGCAGAGCGACUGUCAGUUGUCACACCCUUGGAGAAGGACCCUCCGGCUCGUGUGAAGGCUGCAGUGCCUCCUACUUUAGUACCACAGCCAGUGUUCUCUGAGGGACAAGCGCCACCCCUGGUGGAGCCUACCACCUUCCGGCCACAGCCACUUGAACCAGUGGCUGAGACGGAGGAACCUAUUGGAGAAGCAGACUUAGUCACAGAAGAGCCUGCCUUUGAUGUGGCACCAACAGACCCCGUGACUGAGAUACCCCAAAGCGAAUCCCCCGAACCUCCACCUGAGCCACUAUUGGAGGAGAAGCAAGUCCUAGAGACUCAAAAACCAAGACUGAUCGAGAACGAUCUUCCGCGACGACCUGCAUUCAAGCGGCCAGAUUUCUCCAUUCCAUCUAUUCCAGAUAUUCCAGAUAUUCCAUCUAUACCAGCCAUUCUAUCCACCAUCCCAUCUAUUCCAGACUUCACACCUAAUGAGCGGCAGUCACGAUCACGUCCUACGGCUGCAAAACUCAAGCAGUCGCGAACAGAGGAUGAAAAAGCUGACGGAUCCCUUCAGCUUCUAAAAUCCUCCAGACGGCAGCAGAGUGACAAUCGGUCAGUUGGUCCUCAAGCUGCAAUCAAGACACCUGCCCAGUCGCAACCAUCCAUCAGGAGGCUUCAGCCACGACCAUCACUCAAGAGGUUGCAGUCAACAAACAAGCGACCACCACAGCCUGAAUCUAAUGAUAGAAGACCACCACAAGUUAAAUCCAGCGACAGAUCACCACCGUCUGAUGCUAUCGAAAAGCCACCACAGCCUCAGGCUAGCGACAGAAAUCCACCACAGCCUCAAUCCAGUGAUAGAAAACCACCUCAGCUUAGAACUAGACCCCCACAGCCAAAGUCAGACGACAGUAGUCCACCACAGGUUAACUCUGGCGGCAGAAGACCACCACAGCGUCUGUCUGGAGGUAGAAGGCCAUCACAAAUCAGCAGUAGAAGGCCACCACAGCUCGGUAUUAGAAGGCCACCACAGCUCGAUAGUAGCAGGCCACCACAACUCGGUAGUAGAAGACCACCACAAUUCCAAUCCAGAGACAGAAGUCCACCAGUAGAGUCUCAACCCGAGGGCAGGAGGCUUUCACCAAUAGCAAUCAGGCGUCCAUCGCAGCUCAAAGAAAACACAAGGAGAACACAAGAGCCCACACCUACCAUCAAGGCACCUUCAGAAAAUGAGGAAAAGCCAUCUGAGCCCCAGCCAGAUGACAAGAAGGUAUCAGAGGCACAAACAGAUGAAAGCAAACCACCAAUGGCUCCGGAGGAGGAAAAGAAACCCUCAGAGCCACAGCCUGACGAAAAGAAGCCACCCCAGAUCCUGCCAACCAUCAAGCUGCCACCACAACCAAUUCCAGUUCCUGCUGGAAAGCUGCCACAGCCAAGACCAGUUGGUAAGCGUAUUCGGAGACCAAGACCAGGAGCCAAGCAACGACCCCGACCGCGACCCCAGCCAGAGGCCAAGGGAGAGGAGGAAGCUCCAGGUAAGGCUCGGGAAGAAGCAAGCGCACAGGCAAAGAAAGUGGAGCAGCCAAAACUAGAUUUCAACAUAUCAGCACAGAUAGAAACUAUUCUUAAGGAGCUGGAUAAAAACCAAGCCACGACAGAACAGAGCAGAACGACAACUGACGAACCCAAACGAAGAAGACCGUCUCCUAAGCGCCGCCCCCAGAGCAAAGCACUCGUAUCCACUCGCCCACGUGCCCAGACCGUUACAUCUGCACGGUCACAGACUGUCACAUCUGCACGGUCACAGACUGUCACAUCUGCACGGUCACAGACAACCACUCCUCGGAUUAGCGCUGAACAUGCUACCGAUCCAGCCCUCACCACGAUUGACCGCUACUCAUACCAUGAAGAUGAUGGAACCUAUGUGUUUGGCUACCAGGCUGCUGACGGUUCAUUCAAGGAAGAAAGGCGAGCGCCUGACUGUACUGUGACCGGUAAGUAUGGUUACGUGGAUGCCACCGGAACCCUCCGAGAGUUCACCUAUUCAUCUGGUAAUGCGUGUGAUCCCAAUGCUGAGGAAGAUCCAGCUCUACAGGAGACCCAGCCACGCAAUGAACAAUUCAUCAAGCAGACCGUAGAACGACGCCUAACCAACGAUGAGCUGCGACGCACUGCACAAUCCAGCCGUCGUCGCCGUCCCGUCAGCCGUCUGAUCCGUCCUCAGCUGGAGGCGACAGCGGCGCCUCGCCAACGUGUAAGAACUGGUCGCCGUAGACAGCCUCAGGCCACUUCUGAUCGGGGUGCACAGGAACAACAGGUAUUCCAGAUUCCUCAGAUUCCCUCGGCUGUCUUCACUACUUCACCUCCAGUCACCACCACAGAGCGUGCCUUCGCCACACCAGCCUCAAUCUUUAACACUCCAGGAUCCAUAUUUGUCACCCCCGCCCCAGAAACUUUCACUGCUCCCACAUUCGCUACGCCACCGAGCUUCAAUAGGUUCACCACACCCCCUUCAUUCCGCCAACCUCCAAGCGUAGAACGUUCCAGGACUAGUACUUCAAGAGGCCGUUCACACAGCCGAAGCCGAUCUCGCAGUCGCUCUCGCGCCCGCACUCAGGUACAACAGGUUACACAACCUGCUCCAACACUUCCUCCUGCUCCUGUUACUCUUCCGCCAUCACCACCACCAUCACCAUCUCCACCACCAGUUUUCGCAGUUCAGCAGCAACAGCAAAGACGACCGCAACAGCAACAGCCUGUUCAGCCUUUUGACUUUGACGGCGAGUUCAGUGGUCUGUUUGAUAACUUCGCUGUCACUCAACCAAUUACCCAAGCACCUUUCUUUGCACCGACACAGUCUCUAGUGAGACCUACUUCUAGACCAACCAAAGCACCCAGCUCCAGGAGCAGGGCCAGAGCAAGAAGGCCAACUUCACAGCGAACUUCUCUCCCAACACCACCAUCCCCACCCCCACCACCCCCACCACCACCACCACCAAGCACAGCCGCUCCCCGCCCUACGGCACCAUCCCCAACCCUACCGCCAUCUCAGGCCUUCGAUGAUGGGUCCUUCACACUGGGCGGUGGCAGCAGCCAGGGCGCCCAGCAGUUGAUCUUUGAUUCUGAACUCGGUACCUUCAGGACGGUUCACGUACCAACCUCUCCACAAAAAUCCCCUCCAUCAGUUUUCCAAACGCCAAUCCAAAUUUCCUCCGUCCACCGCCCAGUAACUGAAGCAUCAUUCAAGUCCCAUACCAAUCUUACUCCGGCACCACGUCCCGCUGCGACAUCACAUUUCGUGGCUCCAACACACUUCACGUCCAGCCUUGUUACCACUAAGCCUCAGCCCAAAAUCCCAUCCCCUCCACUUCGGCCCUCCACUCAGUUCCAACCAACCCCUAGAACGUCAAAACCCAAAAUUCGGGUAACACCUCAACCUCAGCCCACCUCUAGGCCAUUCCAGGCACAGCAAUUCCAGCCACAGCCAGCCAUCCAGUCCUUCCAGCCACAGCCAGCCAUCCAGUCCUUCCAGCCUCGGCCAGCACCCAAGUCCUUCCAGCCUCAGCCAGCCUCAAGGCCUCAGUUCCAAUCAUCAUCUCAGCAAGCUUCCAAUCAGUUCCAGUCACAAUCUCAAUCAGCUGCCAAAUCAUUCCAGUCUCAGUCCUCGGCAGUUUCCCACUUCGAGGCUCCAGGGCACUUCACUGCGCCCCAGAGUUCCGCUCCUGUGAGCUCGUUCCCAACUCAGCAGCAGCAGAUCCUCCACAAACCCCGCCCAGCUCCAUCCCUCCCAGCUCCACCCCGCCCAGCCCCAUCCCUUCCCGCUCCGGUCCCUAAGACAACCUUCGUCCAGAACACACGACCAAGUGCAGGCAUUCCACUGCCAGUGUUCGGAGGAGGCCAAGGAUUUAACCCAUUGCCGCAUGUCCCCACAGGAAGCCUCUCAAUCAACAAUCAUGGCAACGCAAACACAGGAGAUGAAUUCGACAAGUUCUUCUCAGAAUUCUCUUUAAGCUUUUAAUGGACAGAGGCAAGAAGGCGGAGGUUUUCGUCGCCUUAUACAAAGUCUAGACAUUAAGAUAUAACAUUUUAUAAGGUCUUUUUUUCUUCUCUUAUAUGAAAACCUUAUUAUCUGUUGCCAUGUACUGUAAUUAUCAUAAUUAUAUUAUAAUAAUUUGCAACAUGUUUGUUGCAUCUUAACACUGCACGAUUAGCAAGAAGAAAGUUACCCUCUUCGUCAUUAUCAGGGAGAUGAGAACUUGCACACUGAAUAAUAUGUUGCAUCAUAACGCUGACUUCUAAUACGAACAAGCGCGUGGUGCGCCUUCACCUGCACAGCGCUCAACUAAGAAAAGAGGGAAUGAUCACUUCCUCUGGCUGACAGCUGCCUCUAGACGGGUGUCAAACAUCUAUUAUUAUAAUUAUUAUUUUUUUUUUCAUGGAGACCAAUUCUGUAUCUCCAUUGGUUUCGAACUCUAUAAUUAAUACCCACACAUGCCUUCACACUCUACAGCUGCUACACAAGCUACACCAGGCGGCAUGGCACGCUCAGCCUGACGGACACUACUUGCACCACAUGUGCUGCUGUACAUAAUCUGCUUCAACACAGAAAUUUAGCAAGCUUUUCACUACCUCAACCUUAGACCAUUUGUCAUCCGAUCAUUGUCCUUACCUGUGGCCUCUGCUUCAAGCCACGCCCCACGACUCCCCUCCACUCACGUGUCAUCUGCUUUAACUUAAGACAAAUGUAAAUCAGUAACGAAUUGCUGACAACAGAACAGAGUGUGACGACUGUCCACAUUGAUAGAAACCCCGUCCGUAUAUACCUUAGGUCUUUAGAAGGUCAGCUGACUGCCGAGGUUCGUUUCCAUUUAUAGGGAAGGACAGCAAAGCUUUGGAUCAUCCCCAACAAACGAAUAAAUAAAACAGGGUUAUAAGUAUAUAAUGCAAAUAAACAUUGUUCUUCUAUUGCAUGACGAAGUGCUUUGGAAUUUUACUUAGAAUUGCAGUCAGGCAUCAGCAGUUCAAAAAGAUGUUGAAAUAAUUUGAACUGCUGUGAAAUUAUAGACAAUGAAGCUUAUAUAUCAUGUGAUAAACUUUUAAAAAACAAAAAGACCACUUACAGUCUGGCGCCGAGAUGAAACCAAGGCAAAAAACAGAAUCAGCCACCUGCGAUGGUCACACACACACACACACACACACACACACACACACACACACACACACACACACUACAACAGGAGAUUGGAAUGCGCAGAAGAAAAAUUGUAGAAUACUUGACCAGAAGUGGUAUGUGUAGCCAACAUAUACUUAAAUGUAAGGAAAAAGACGGGUGGGUGCAAGCUUGACUCAAUCACGUCGGAUAAGAAAUGAAACACAAAUAGACGACAAACUUGCAAGAGAUGGAAUAAAUAGGAAUCUGAGUGGAAAGCAAGGUGAGUACCUUAGAAGCAAGUCCCUGGUGCCUCUGUAAACCUUAACUUUACAUGUCAAGCAGGGACGCACAGUACGUGAAAAGCGUCUGAUUGUGCGCUCACGAUAACGAAAAGGAGCAUUACGUAUAACAAUGACGACUUGCUGAUGUGUUGCCGUGUUCUGUACAUAAGUGUAACAUAGGUUUCAUAUUUUGCAUGUUCCCCACAAUAAAGAAUGAUUAUUUACA